AUGGAAGAAGUCGAAGCGAUCAAGACGCCAAAGAGUGCGCUGGACGUGGAUGUUGUAACUGGGGAGCUUGUCGAACUUCAUCCUGAUGGCAAUCAUGCUGUCAUCACACUUGGAUCUAAUAUCGGAAGUGGGCUUUUCAUUGCCACUGGUAAAGGCAUAGCAAACGCUGGACCACUUGGAGCAGUCAUAGCUUAUGGAUUGGUGGCAAGCUGUGUUGCUGCUGUCCUUCAGGUAUUGGGCGAGAUGACCAUUGCAUUCCCUACUUCCGGUAACUUCAUCGACUACGCAGAUCGAUUCCUUGGGUGGUGCGCGGUACUUGGGUCUGAAGCCACAUUCUUUAGUCUGAUUAUCAGUACGUGGAAUUCGGCUUUUCCCGAGGUCGCUGGAGUGACAAUCUUCAUCGUGGGUGCAAUAGUCCUUUUCAGCUUGCCCAAUCGGUGGUUCGCCUGGUUCGAAUACUUCACUUCCAUCCUCAAGGUCAUUGCCAUUACAUUAUUUCUCAUUUUAGACUUCGCGAUCAUAUUCGGAGCUGGUCCGAAGGGUAAAGUCUACCACGGUGAGACCUGGAACGCUGGACCAGUAUUCAAGAAUGGGUUCAAUGGGUUCUCGACUUCCAGUUUACUGGCUUUAUGGGCCAUGUCCGAUCAAGUUUUCAUUACCAUUAUGGUUGGUGAGGCAGAAAGUCCUCGAUAUGCCAUGUCGCGAGCGGCUAAGACCGUACCUGUCCGUGUCGCACUGCUUUACCUCAUGACGAUUACCUUCUCUUCUCUCCUGAUCAGCCCUAACGACCCACGAUUAUUCGGAGGGUCUGCGAUUACUCAGUCACCCUUUACAAUAGCCCUCAAGGAUGCCGGCAUUCACGGUCUUGAUCAAUUCCUCAACGUUGUCAUCUUGAUAAGCUGCUUUGGUUUUGGCGCAGAAAGUGUCUACGUCGCGUCGAGAAUUCUCAGGGCUCUGUCGCACCAACGCCUUAUACCAGAGCUUAUCGCAAGUGUAGACUCUCGUGGAAGACCAAUCUGGUCGUUGAUAAUCACCGGUUCAAUCUCAAUUGCCUUGACGUAUCUGAAUUUCAGCAGGACUGGAACUACAAUUUUCAAUUGGCUCGUUUCGAUUACAUCUUCGGCUUUCUUCACAGUGUGGAUCAUCAUCUCCAUCACUUCAUUCCGUUUUCGAGCCGCCUUGAAAAAGCAGAAAGAUCCAUUGUUCAAAGAAGUAUUCGCGUUCCGCACUUGUGCUUGGCCUCUACCCACCAUCUGGCUACUGACCUGCAGUGUUUUUCUCCUUGUCUGUUGUAUAUACAGCGGAUUAUAUCCUCUUGGCUCUGACAAGGUGUCUGCGUACAACUUCUUCCAAUAUAUGAUUGGUGUUGUGAUCGUGUUAGUUUUCUCUCUUGCCCAUAAGGUGAUCUACCGCACCAAGCUCCGAGCAGCUAGUGAGGUGGAUCUGCGGAGUGGACGACGAACUUUGCAAGAGCCAGAAAUCGCAAUGCUGAAAAGAUAUUAUGAUCAGCCAGCAUGGCGUAGAGCUCUCACCUAUGUUAAGUUCUGGUAA
Molecule: messenger RNA, 1551 nt
Organism: Mollisia scopiformis
Lineage: Eukaryota; Fungi; Ascomycota; Leotiomycetes; Helotiales; Mollisiaceae
Exons: 9
Coding region: 1-1551 (516 amino acids)
Biological process (GO): amino acid transmembrane transport
Cellular component (GO): membrane
Molecular function (GO): amino acid transmembrane transporter activity
Source: RefSeq, a predicted model, not a curated record